AUGGAAGAAUAUGCAAGAGAACCUUGCCCUUGGCGUAUAAUAGACGACUGUGGUGGUGCAUUUACAAUGGGUGCCAUUGGUGGUGCAGUAUUUCAAAGUGUUAAGGGUUUUCGUAAUGCACCUAGUGGAAUCAACAAAAGACUUCUAGGAAGUUUAAUGGCUAUUAAACAAAGGUCCCCAAUUAUUGCUGGAAAUUUUGCAUUAUGGGGUGGUAUGUUUUCCACGAUAGAUUGCACAUUGGUUCACCUUAGGAAAAAGGAAGAUCCGUGGAACUCUAUUAUCAGUGGAGCUGCUACUGGUGGAAUACUAGCAGCAAGAAAUGGUUUACCAGCUAUGGCUGGUAGUGCUAUAAUUGGAGGAGUGUUAUUGGCUUUAAUAGAAGGUGUAGGAAUAUUUAUUACCCGUAUAUCUGCAGAACAAUUCAAACCUCACUCAUUUGCACAAGAUCCAAAUACUCUGGAGCAAGAAUCACACAGCCAAGCAUUGUAA
Messenger RNA from Habropoda laboriosa, 489 nucleotides. Its product is annotated as mitochondrial import inner membrane translocase subunit Tim17-A. The record is from RefSeq and is a predicted model, not a curated record. Gene Ontology annotation, cellular component: TIM23 mitochondrial import inner membrane translocase complex; mitochondrial inner membrane. Gene Ontology annotation, molecular function: transmembrane protein transporter activity. Gene Ontology annotation, biological process: protein import into mitochondrial matrix. The coding region runs from base 1 to 489 and encodes 162 amino acids. The transcript has a single exon. Lineage: Eukaryota; Metazoa; Arthropoda; Insecta; Hymenoptera; Apidae.